AUGAACAUAGCAUUUGAUUAAAAUACAUGCAUUGAUACUAAUCUUAAAAUUUCACUUCAUAUGCUUCUUUUUGCUCAAUUAAUAAAUAGCUUUACUGUUAAAGGUGAAAUAGAAACAAAACAAGAGGAGAAUGAGGAAAAGGAGAAGGAAGUAGGAUAUCAAGAAAGUUUAAAGCUAAAUAAGAAUAAUACUACAAAUGAAAUAACACAGAGCAACAACUUCUGCCACAUAUUUCCAGGUCAGAGUAAAAAUUAUUACAAGAAUAUGGGAUAAAAGUUAGCCCAUUUUAUACUUUAAGAGUUCUCUGAUGAUAAAGAGAUCAUUUAAGAACCAGCGAUAAAAAAAUUCUUAAAAAUGGAGUGCCAGAAAUUCAAUAGGAAUUCCAUAAAGUUGUUGAUCAAAUCUAAGAAGGGAAAAAAGAUUUGUAGGUUGUUUUUCGCUUAAUAUAAAUGGGUAAAGCCCUUUGUGGUGUAAAAUAAAACUGACCUUGGUUUGAGCUUUCGAUAUAAUAAAUUGAUGUAUUUGAAGUCCAAAAGUACAUUAGAGAAGGCUAAUAGAGUUGAAGAUAUAUAAAUUAAGUAAGAAGAUUGACUUUCUUUAACCACUAUCAUUAUAAAUUUAAUUUUAAGAUGUAUUGAUGUUCAAUUAGUCUCAUUUAUAAUUAAUAUCCCAUAAAAACCAUAUAUAUAAAUUGACUAUGAUAUAUUCUAAG
Molecule: messenger RNA, 712 nt
Organism: Paramecium octaurelia
Lineage: Eukaryota; Ciliophora; Oligohymenophorea; Peniculida; Parameciidae
Source: the annotation of a GenBank genome assembly